Molecule: messenger RNA, 4759 nt
Organism: Pristis pectinata (smalltooth sawfish)
Lineage: Eukaryota; Metazoa; Chordata; Chondrichthyes; Rhinopristiformes; Pristidae
Product: caveolae-associated protein 1-like
Biological process (GO): transcription initiation at RNA polymerase I promoter; termination of RNA polymerase I transcription
Cellular component (GO): caveola; cytoplasm
Molecular function (GO): rRNA primary transcript binding
Source: RefSeq, a predicted model, not a curated record
UCCUUUUAAGCUUGCAAAUUUUUUUUGGACACUUCUUGAGCAGCUGUGUAACUGGAGUGAGAGCACAUACAUACAGGCUUCUCUCUUUCUCUCUCUCUCUCCACAGGACUGGCUUCCAUCCCCAGCACAGUGAGCCCAGGUUCAAUCGGUAUUUUCAAUCCCAGUUUGACAUUUCCAGCCAUGGCAGACUCCAUGCAGACUGAAGAGCAUGAGCAGGAGCGGGAGCAGGAGAGCCCUGAGGUUCCAGAGCCACAAAAGCACAAUGAGAGCCCUAAAGCAGAGCCUCAGUUCAAUGGGGUACUGGUGCUCACUCUCCUGGACAAAGUGGUGGGCAUGGUCGAUCAGAUCCAAACCAGCCAGCAGCAGCUGGAGCAGCGGCAUCUGGAGAUGGAAAGCGCCGUCUUCACCAUUCAGAACGAGCUGAGCAAGCUCACCAAGUCGCAUGCAACCUCCAGCAACAGUGUCAACAAGAUGCUGGAGAAGAUUCGGAAAGUCAAUGUCAAUGUUAAGACCAUCAAGCACAACAUGGAGAAGCAGGCAGCGCAGAUCAAGAAACUUGAAGCAAAUGAGGCCAUGCUACAACGGAAUAACUUCAAAGUAAUGAUUUAUCAGGAUGAAACACCAAUGCCUUCAAAAUUGAGCCUUGGUAAGUCUAUAAAAGAAAGCCUGAAAGCACCAGAGGAAAGUGAAGAAGGAAAAGAGCUUGUAUCUAAUGAGGAGAAACCUGAAGGUGAAACCAUCUCGCUCUCCUCUGAUGAAGAGAUUGAACUUGAAGUCAUUGAAGAGGAAACAACAGCCGUUCGUCUGAAGAAGAGCAGCCUGAAGCGAAUGGAUGACUUCAAGAAAGCAUUCUCCAAGGAAUCCAUGGAAAAGGCCAGGCAAAGGACAAAGGAAAAUCUGCAGAGGACCCAAUUAAGAACAAGGGAGAAUAUGGAGAAAACCAAGCAAGCGACAAAGGAAAAUCUGAAAAAGACAAGGUAUACACUUGAAAAGAAAAUGAAUAAGCUCGGCAACAAGAUAGUAACGCAGGAGCGGAAGGAGAAGCUUAGGGACUCCAGAUCAAGGCUGAAGAAGUCCUUCACACCAAACCAUCAAAAACAAGCACGGUGUCGGACAACCGUCUACAGGAUCCCACCGUUUACAUUCUUGGUUAAAAAGAUGAGAGACGGGGAUGUGGUGGUGCAGGAGGUGGAGAUGAUAGAAGGUCAGGGAGAGGAACACAUUGUAGAAGAUGAAGACCACACCGAUCUCCUUAUUGAAGAAGUCCAUGAGGAAUCACUGGAGGAUGAUGCAGAUAUGGAGACUGAACUCCUGCUUCAGAAAAGGAGAAUUGAGUAAUGACUUUAUUUAGUGGAAGAGAUGUCACAUGGUUCUUGCUAGUUGGCUGAGGCAAAUAGAAAGGAAGGAGUGAAAAGUUUUCAGAAUAGCAGAUUGUAAAGUACAAAUGCAUUAGGAAAUUUAUGUUGCACAACUUUGUUAUCCUCUCAUCUUAGUUAUUCUAAGGACAUUGCCAGUAAACGUUGCAUUGAUGAGAUAAAGCAAGCUGUUUGUCAUCUCAUCACUAGAAUACUAAACAGGAUUUCAUUUCCCAGUCAAAUCAGUUUUAGGAAACAGCCUUUUAAAAAUGCACUUGUGACUUUAUAAGUUACAUUAUGAGUACAUUAAAUAAUAAGCUGGAUUUUCCCGAGUGGGGCCCACCGCCCGCACUCACCACUUGGAUUUGCCUUCCCUAGACCUUCAAGGUCAAUCUCACCAGCUCAAGGUGCAAAGCCCUGAGUCACACCAAGAUGUGGUGUGUCAUAACUAGGUCAGGUGGGUGGGCCAGAAUAAUCCAGCUCACCAAGUCUUUAUCAGCUGGUGAUGCCUCAACUCUGAUUGUUGUCAAAACUGUUGAAGUUUCUCAGUGCAUCUGAACUUCAGACAUUUUGAAAAAUUAUACAAGCUGAAACAAUUUUAAAAAAUGACCAUCAAAAAUUGGAAUUGUAUCAAAUAAAAUAACUUCCAAAUAGUUUUGAAUAAUUCAAUCAUUAAACCAAUAUUAAAAAUUAAAAAUAAUAUACCUUAUUCAUGUCUCCCACGGUUCCCUUUCAAAUAAAUGGGCUUGUGAUCCUGCAGCAGUUUUCAGUAUUUAAAUGUAGACUUCUGCAUUUACACAGAAAUUCCAAAACCUGUCAAUACAUAUGCUGAGGAAUGCUGAUGGUUCCAUGUAAAACCCAGCAAAACCUAGGCCAAGUAUCAAAUGUGAAGGGUGUUCAGAAAUAAGUGUGUGAGAAAGAUUAAUGCAUGCUUUCAAACUGAGAUGACAGUUGUAAUCAGGAGGAUACCUAAUGUAUGUGCAAUUAGUUUCUGCAUUGGAGAAACUUGUAUAUAAUGAAGGGUUUUAAAGGUAAAGAGAUUUUUAUGAAGAUUAAUUCGGGUUAUUCGCCUUUUUAAUUGAUUUCAUUUCCCUCAAACAGCAUAAUAUGCUGGCUAUAUUUAUCAAUCAGUUAACAUUAGAUUGCAAAACCAAGGACGAAAAGAAAUGUCACUUUUUUUUCUGCUGCACUCUCAUCGGCAGCCACAUAAAGUAUAAUCUAACUCAAUAGCUUUUCUAACCUGAGUUUUGAUGACAUUAGCUUAUGGUGGCAGUUGAAAAAAAUAGAUAAGGUUUUGCAUAUUACAACACAGGCAGGGGAAAGAUAAAAUUAAGCCUUGUUAUUCAGAAGGGUUAAACUUGGUCCAGUCAGGAUGUGAAAAGAAGGCCAGAGAAUGGGGAAUGAUUCAGAAGGUUAAUGUGCUUUGUAUUGCUAUGGCAAUGGAACAUGAAAAAAAGUGGAAUGAAAUAUUGCUCUUGCCAACGAGUGAAAAGAAGGGACCUUGUAUGACGUCAAUGCUUUUGUCUAUACAAAAUGAAAUAUCUUUUGCAUUCAUGGAUUAGCUGGCAAAUCAAUUACUGGAUACAUUUUACCUUUCCAGUUUUCUGUUAUUUGCUUUUACACGCAGUGACCAUAUUAACAGGCAGAGCUGUAGUGUGUUGCAUGAUACAAGCUUUAAAACUGCAUCACUAUUGUGUAAUAAUAAAAAUUCAUUUUAAGAAUUUAUAUACUUAUCGCAUCAACCUGCUGUAGCAGCUGUGUAUAAGGAAUAGAAGAUAGUUGAUGAGUUGUGUAAGUAACAUCUUGAACUUUGGAAAGGAGAUUUUGCAGCUCAUUGAGGAAUUUAUAAAUUUUCUUCAGUGUACAAUUUUACUGCAAAACAGUCCUACACUAUAGUUCUUUUAACUCUAUGCAAUAAUAUACAAGCAUUUUUUUGCAUUUAGCAAGAAUAUACUUAAGUAAUUAUAUCUGCAAUAUCAUCACCAGAUUUACUGUUAUAAAUUGAGUAGCUCCUGUAAAUCUGUCAUACUGUAAUUACAUUCUCCUGCCUUUAGAAGUGCUAUAGUGUCACCACUGGCAAGAACUAGCUCAUAAGAGCAAAACUAAUUCACCUGGCCAGUGUCCACUGUAAAUGUGGACAGACCAAUUUCAAAUGAAAAUAUAAAGCAAAGGCAAAAUUAUAACCUUAAAAUGGGCUAUGUCUGUGCACUCUGAUCCAAAUAUCCUCUGCCCCUUGCUCCUGUUUAGACUUGUUUGCCCAUAAGUAAUUUCAUGGGAGAUUGAUAAGCAAUAUUUUACAAACCAAUGAAAAAAAAGACAUAAAUUAAUAUUUCAACUUUCAAAUAAUUAAUGACCAUGGAAAUAUAUAACGUGACAUUAGAAUAUAAAUUCUUUACAUUUGUAUGAAAUAUUGUCUGCAAUUAUAAUGAAUGCUUGUUUGAAAUAAAUGGGCUGACUCUGUUCAAUAAGUAGAAAUAGUAUUUUAUACAAAUGCGCUAAAUGCUUAUAGCUACUAUACAAUACAAUAUCAUGGUUAAUAUUCCAAAUAUGAUUUAGCUUGGAUUUCAUAAAUAAACACAUCUAUUAUUUUUCAAUGACACUUGGAAAUCUGCAAUUAAAAUGUUUGGGUAUGACAUAUUUUGGAAUAAGUAUAAACACUUUCCAAGUACCAUAGUUUAGAAAUUGGACAUUAUAUGUCUGAGAUCUAAAUGCAUACUGGUGGUUAGUAACAGUGUGUUAUCAUAAGAGUAUGUGAUUGAGAAUGAAGAGGCAAAGGACUUCAGAGCAGUUGGCUCGUUCCAUCUCAGUCAGUCAACCACACAUAAUGCUUCUCAACAUAUGUACCAAUCCCUUCACUCUGGAAAAGCUUACCAAAUUCACUUUGCCACAAAUAUGUUGUCUGUUUCAAUGCUAUAUGCCCAGUUCCUGCUAAUCCACAUAUUUAAAGGCAUUCUUCCUUAUGCUUUGACAGCUCAUUCUUUACAACUUCCUCUUUAAAGCUGUAUUUGUUUAAUGGAACUACAGUUUUCUUCAAAUGCUGUCACAUCUGAAUGCAGAAGGGGUGCUGCAGUACGAAGAGGUAGUUUCAUGUUUGCAGUAUGUAUUUUUUCAACAGAAUAUAAACUUCCAAAAUGUAUAUUUCUAUAAAGCAUUGAGUUCACUUUGAAUGGUUUGCUUAAAUAUAUGACUGUACUCUGGAUAUCAGCAUGAAACAAGAAAAUAAAUGACAUAUUGAAUAUCUAUGUUUUAAGGCAUAAAAAAUCAGAAUUGAUACUUGGCUUACAACCUAGCAAUAGCAAUUAUGAAUGAACAUUAUGUAGCAGACUUUAAAUAUUUGCCUACCGUAUUCUGUACUUCCAUUUUGCUUAACAAUUCAUAAUAAAAAUUAGUCUGAUAGACAGGAA